CUUGUCUUACUUGGAACCCAAAUAUCUCAGGAACCACCUAAUUCCCAGAAGAAGUAAACACAGUUUUUCAUGGCUCAACAUGCUCUCUUGAAUGACAGCUCUCAUUGAAAUCGGUUUCUGGUAUUACGAUUACUUCUCAUGUUAGUUGUUUAAUAAUUUCUCUGUUAGUUGUAUCUUUUAAAACAUUUGUUUAAUAUUAGAGGUUUCAAUUGUGGUUUCAAACAAGUUAUUGGUUUUUAAUGGUCAAUUAUGGAUCACAGCAGUGACGAGGAGUCACCCAAUGUUUCAUAUCCAACUCAUUCGUUUACUAUGGUUGUUGGAAGUCAAACCUUUUAAAACGGGAUAUUGAUACAGAGUCAACUAUUGUGACCGUUCAAUUGAAAGUAAUGUUAACUCAAAAAAUCUCCUGUUUAAAAUGGACAUUUAUGGCUUUUGUGGCUGAUUGUGUUUAUUGUGGUUUUUAGUAUAACCUGAAAAAAAUCAUGAAAAAAUGAAAAACUUUUAUUUUUGUUGCCAGGCAACGUUUAUGCACUAACUAGUCGGAUCCGAUCAUUGAAUCGUAUCUGUUUCAUUCUGGUCUAACAUUUUUGUUUGUACCACCAUUUUGUUUUGUUUUUUGCAAUUUCGGCCUUUUGCCUGAUUAAUUUAAACUUUUACUUCGUUAUUUUAUUUUUUUACUGCUCCAACAUGUCCACAAACUCCAGUCAGGCGACAAAAGCCUUCAAGCCCAAGCAACAGUCUGGUGACAAACCACAGCUACACCUUCACAAGCAUCAACAUCAACACCAGCACCAACAUCAGCAUCAACACCAGUCAAAUCGUAAUCCAGGCUUUAAAGGCAAUAAUCCAGGGCCUAGUAAUGGUGGCAACAAAGGUGGUCCACAUAAAACGGUCCAUGUUCAUCAUUUUUACCAUAAAGAUGGCAAGAGUAAUAACGGCAGCGCCAACAACAACAACAACAACAGCAACAACAAAAACAACAACAAUAGUAACAAUAACAACUUCAAGCCUCGACAACAACCGCACAACAAUAAUCGUCAACAGCAAUAUCAACAACGACCACCAAACCGACAAAGGCAACAACCUCCACAAGAAGAACCAAAACAAAGUAACAUCUGGGGAGAAGUAUUAGGCCAAGUUUUAUCCUCAGUCGUAGUUGCAGUUGUCAACGCAAAAAAAGAUAGCCGAUGAAUUUUUUAACGAACUUUAAUUAUCUCAACUCUUAUCCAUUGACCUGUCCUGUUCAAUCCUGUUCAAGUGUCUUUAAGACGUAAAUUUUGAGAAAUUAAUUGAGUUUAUACACAAACUGCACAAAAUAAUAAUUGCCUUGUUUAUAUCAAUUUUAUGCCAAUAAACAUUUAUACGUGUACAA
Messenger RNA from Tetranychus urticae (two-spotted spider mite), 1372 nucleotides. RefSeq lists its product as uncharacterized. The record is from RefSeq and is a predicted model, not a curated record. Lineage: Eukaryota; Metazoa; Arthropoda; Arachnida; Trombidiformes; Tetranychidae.